CGCACCCUUUCUUCUUUCCUUCUCCUUGCCUGUUCUACAUCUCGAGCAUCAGUUUUCCAGAUUUUGUCGAUCGGAUCGUGUUUGAGAAAUCGGGUAGAUAUGGGUUUCGAAGACGAUCCGUUUCGUGAUGAAGAUGGAGAGCCUUUGAUGGACUACGAUGAUUUCAAUAAUGAUCGCGAGCCAACCCCUGAACCUCUUCAGGACUUUGACGACAAUUUGGCCGAUGACGUUGGGGAAUGGAAUGCAGGCGAAGGGUCACAAACUCCGGUCUACGACAAUGAUAAGGUCAAGCCCAGGAAAAGGUUAGUGAAGAAAACGUCUGGUGGACAAGGCACCAUGGAUGUUCCAGAAUUGGUUGAUGAGGAUUUGGACUUCGAUGGCGAUGAGUUUGCUGGACGCGGUUCAGAUUUUGAUGACAAGGUGGGUAAGAAAAGGAAGGAGAAAGAAUGGAUCAGUAGUAGUGGCAAGAAGGAGAAGAAGCAAAUGAAAUUCACCAGCCGUGGUGAGAGGAAGUCAGCAGAGAUCGAUGAGAUGUGGAAUUCUAUUGCCCACAACCCAGAGAUUGAUGAAGAAGGUGUUAGGACUGUGGAUGAUGAUAAUUUCAUCGACGAUAGUGGGUUGGAUCCUUCUGAGAGGUACGGACACGACCAUGGAGGCCACUCACCUAGUCAUUACCCUGAGGCAGAGGAGGGUGAAGAGGAUGAUGAGAUAAAUCAACUUUUCAAGGUGGGGAAGAAAAAGAAGAAGAAUGAGAAAAACCCUGCAGAAAUUGCGCUUUUGGUUGAGAAUGUAAUGGCGGAGUUGGAGCUCACUGCCGAAGAAGAUGCAGAUCUCAAUAGACAGGGGAAGCCUGCUGUUAACAAGCUUAAGAAACUUCCACUUCUUACUGAGGUUCUCGCCAAGAAACAGCUUCAGUCAGAAUUCCUGGAUCAUGGAGUUCUAACUCUAUUGAAGAAUUGGCUUGAGCCGCUUCCAGAUGGAAGCUUACCAAACAUAAACAUCCGUGCAGCUAUUCUGAAGAUUCUCACUGAUUUUCCUAUUGACUUGGACCAAUACGACAGAAGGGAGCAAUUGAAAAAUAGUGGGCUUGGAAAGGUCAUUAUGUUCUUAUCGAAGUCUGAUGAAGAAACUACAUCAAACAGAAGACUUGCAAAGGAUUUGGUUGACAAAUGGUCACGUCCAAUUUUUAACAAGAGUACAAGGUUUGAGGACAUGAGAAAUGUUGACGAAGAUAGGGUUCCCUAUAGAAGGCCUUCAUCAAAGAAGCCUGUGAACAAAGCUUCAGCUAUGGAAUCCAGAGAUGGUGACUUUGACUUGGAUAUUCGGAAUCGUAAAACUGGUCUGACAUCAGGACAGAGUUCAUCCUCCAGGCAAGUCACAGUAAGGCCAGAAGCAACCCCGUUGGACUUUGUGAUACGUCCUCAAUCCAAGAUUGAUCCAGAUGAGAUCAGAGCCCGAGCAAAACAGGUUGCUCAGGACCAGCGCCGGCUGAAGAUGAACAAGAAGUUGCAGCAGCUGAAAGGAUCGAAGAAGAAGAGGCUGCAGGCGACGAAGGUGAGUGCGGAAGGUCGUGGUAUGCUUAAGUACCUUUAAAGGAUGGAAGAAAAGCUCAGACUGGGAGCCACCACUUCAAAAAAAAGGAUAUAUUGUUGAGCCAUGGGAAAACUUUACAAAGCGUUGGCUCUUGAGCAUUA
Tarenaya hassleriana is the source of this 1694-nucleotide messenger RNA. Its product is annotated as protein IWS1 homolog 2-like. Bases 100 to 1593 code for a protein of 497 amino acids. Gene Ontology annotation, biological process: regulation of DNA-templated transcription elongation; brassinosteroid mediated signaling pathway. The transcript has 11 exons. The record is from RefSeq and is a predicted model, not a curated record. NCBI's taxonomy places the organism in Eukaryota, Viridiplantae, Streptophyta, Magnoliopsida, Brassicales, Cleomaceae.